Molecule: messenger RNA, 5874 nt
Organism: Paramuricea clavata
Lineage: Eukaryota; Metazoa; Cnidaria; Anthozoa; Malacalcyonacea; Plexauridae
Source: the annotation of a GenBank genome assembly
CCCCAACAUUAAAGUGUUGUUUGCAAUGUUUGGCCGCUUUUGGUAGAUUUUGGCUACUUUUUCAAAGGCAUUUGGCUCUGAGCAUGCGCAUGAAUCUACCAACCCUGAGAAAGAUGGCGUCGGAAAAUGUAGAAAAGUCCAAAAAGAACACAUCAAUGACAUCGAUAUCUACGAACUCUUUUGCGAACGACGGCAGCUUUUUAGAAAUGUAUAAACAAAGAAUAAAAGAGCAAGAAAAUACCGCAGACGAAAAGAAAGAUGUUAAAGCAGAGACGGAAAAACGAAAAACUACAAACUUAUUGUUACAGGUGUGAAUUAAUAUAAAUGUGAAUAGACAACUUCUAAUUGCUCAGUUUGGGGGAAGUUGUUUGUAAUAUGUUGCAUUUAAUGGUAUCGUUACUGUAUAAAUGUUUUAUAAAAUAUGUUGGUUGUCUAUAAAAGUGCACAUUUGUCAUUGCCGCUGUGAUGAUGUAUUUACCUCAGCCACAGGUCAAACCCAGACUUGCCAACCCCGAGAAUACAAAACCAGGAGAAAAAAAAAAUCUGGGAGAUGUGUCAAAAAAGCAGGAGUUCAGGGAGCGUUGACAAAUAGAUUUCGUCACACUUAAUGGCAUUUGUGCCGUUAAAGGCCCUCCCCCCUUAGGGGCCAUUCACAAAGGAUGUCCGGCCAAAUGAUGGAUUUUCAGACCCCCCCCUUGUCCGACAUUGUCUGAAUUAGUGACCCUCCCCCCGGACAUCCGCCAUGCCUCGCAAAAACUCACGCAACCUUGUAUAUAUCAAGAGUAAAAAACUUUUUUUACUUUUAGAACUUUUUUAUAACUGUAAAUGUGAACACAAAAACAUCUAAAUUACUAAUUAAAACAUAAUCUAGUGUUAACCGCAUAGUCAAAAUGCCAAUUUCACAAUGGGAAGGACUGCUCAAAAUAGAGGGAAAAAGAAAUUUGUUUUUGAAUUUUUUUAAAUUUCGGACAUCCGGAUUGCUAAAAAACCACCCUCCCCCCCUAAGUCCGAGUUUGUCCUGAUUUUCCAGCACAAAUGCUGUUAAGCAUGACAAAACCUAUUUGUCAACGCUCCCUAAGUAGAACAUCUGACUUCAUUCAUAUGACAUUCAAUUCUAUAUAUAGUCUGGUGAUAUUUAGCUUGACUCAUCAUUUGAAGUAGAAUCAGCAAGAAAUUAUUAACAUUCAUCGAAAUUUAAUAGCAUCAUGAAAUAAUUAAUUAUUAGUAUAAUUACAUAGGUGAUUAUUGAAAAUUCUCCACGCUGAUUGGUUGCCGUUGAGGUGAUUAUUACACGAUAAUCACCUAAGCGAUUUUCAAAAUGCCGGCCGAAGCCUUUUUGUCAAUUAAAUGAUGAAGAAAUCUGUAUUUUCUUAUUUUUUUACAAAUAAUCACCGAUAAUCACCUCGUCUUCGGCGAAUAAUUGUUAAUUAAUGCAUAUUCUAGAAGCAAUAUUGAUUUGUUACAUGUGAAUGUCAUACCAAAGCGAAAAGACACAAUGUAGUUUAAUUAAGUUUAUCAUAUUAAAUUUUUACAUGCGAAGGAAACUUUUUAGAAAUUUCAUUUCAAACUGAAUUACUUAAUUUAUUUCAUUUCUGGAACAACCUGGGUAUUUUGGCUCUUUGUCAGUGAAACUGGGAGGGUUGACAUGUCUGUAAAACUUCCAUGAGAUUUGCUACAUGAUAAUACUUUCCACACAGUCCUAAUAUCUCAUCAUUACUGUUUUUAAUGUUUGUUAUGUUUAUUAUGUUAUGUUAACCAUUGAGUGGCAAAACACUCCCUUGAUGAGUAAAAUCGUCUGGCAUAAUACAGAGUAAAAUAAUUAAAAUAAUAAAUAGUGCGCAUCUAGUCGCAUUGCCACUUGAAGGUUAACUCUUACCAUUUGCAUUUGAUUGAACCUUUUGCGUGGCGUGUAAGUACCUCUAUUUUACCAGCAAAUUGGAUGGGGUUUUGGACAAAAUAGAGGUGGUUUGUCACAUAUGUUAGAUAUGGCAAUUAAGCUUAUCAGCUUAUUUUAACAGUGUAUUCAUAACUGGUGAAUACAGUAGACAUAUGUAAGUUAUACUGUAAUUAUUUACAGGGCUGGUGCAAACACUAAGUCAAUGAUUUAUAUUGAACUUUAAACUAUGUUGUUUAAACAGCCUCUUCUUGUUCUCCUGUCUGGUACUACUAUGUCGAUGCAAUAUAAUAUUUAGUUAUUUUUAUUAUUAACUUGGUUGCACUUUGAUGUGUCUCUGAGAAUUGUUUUGCCACCUGACCUUUACACACACAAUAGGCAUUGCAUGUAUAUCAUUUUGAAAACAAGGGUGGAUUUUCAUUAUUUUUUUUAAAGGGGGGGGGGGGGAAUUCACCACUGACUGAGCUUUGGCAGGGGUUAGGCAUAGGGUUAAAGACUUUCACACAAAAUAGGAGGGUCAAGUGAAAUAGUGGUGGGGUUGAACACUUUAUAAGUGGGGUUAGAGAGACUCUAGGAAGGGGUUAACUCCCAAUAAAUCAGCCCAUGAUUGAAAACUGCCCAAUUCUGCAGUCUAGUUUGUUUUGCUUGGCAUACUUACAGUUAAAUUUAAAUUGUCACACCAUUGUUAUGUAAAUUAUGUUAAAAUUUGCAUUUUAGUUUUGUAAAAUCAAUUUCAAUUUUGUGAGAAAUCAAACUUUUAAAGGUUUUUUGUGUUGUAAUUAAAGCUUAAUUUUCAUAUAAGGAUUAAGUGUUGAUCAUAAGUAUAUACAAUGCUAUGUGAUUGAACAAUAAAUUAAUAAAUUAUGCAUAGAUAAGUGAUUGUCAUUUUAUUCUUAGCAUUUUUGCACAAGUGAAUACAACAAAUCCUACAAGUUGAUUGGUCAAAUUUGACGUAUUUAAAAGCUGUUAUAACAAAACCGAAAUUUACAAAAUGGCGGCUAGCCGCCGUUUUACGGAUGUUACUGAUAAAGAAAUAAGCGAAAUUAAAAUAACUUCAGUCCCCCAAAACACAAAAGACUUGUGUAAAAAUACUAAAACAAUUAUUUGCCCCAGGCUCGCUGAUUAUUGGGGGAAUACCUUCGUCUCGGUGAAUAUUCCCCGAUAAUCACCUCGCCUUCGGCGAAUAAUUGUUAAUUAUUGAGUACAAACUUAUAUUUUAAAGAAAGUCAGCACUUGUUUCUAUCUACCAAACUGAGGUGACGUCAUUUUCGGAAGACGGAAGAGGUGUUAAAUGGCUAUAUAACUAACCCAAUCCCUACUCUAACCCCAUUCUCAUACCCAGAGCCCUUCUUACGCGCGUUCGACCGAGCGCGACGAGGGGCUCUGGCCAAUUCCAUAUCAAACUGGCAUCUGAUUGGCCAUAAUCUAAUACCGGAUAUUGUUCUCUUACCAUGUUUUUAUGGUAUCCGGUUAUGGAUUUGGCCAGAGCCCCUCGUCGCGCUCGGUCGAACGCGCGUAAGAAGGGCUCUGGGUACGAGAAUGCUCUAACCCCUAACCAAAACAAUAAAAUAAAUCCAAAAAGAUUCGACUUUAGAAAUUGAUGAAAUGACGUUGACGUCAGUUUGAUGGUUGGAAACGAGUGAAAACCAUUAAAGAAACUAUCAUGUCUCCUUCAUUUUAAUCAUGGUCAUGACAACUUUUGGCAACUCAUUUCUUGUUAGUAGCAAUGCAAGUGUGUUCAAAAUACAUAAAUAUUUGCUUUUAUCGAGUUAAUUGCCAUUAAGUGUAUUCCAUCUAUGGUCAAAAUGUUCUUAAGCCAGCCGCAACCAUUUGUAAAUAGUUGUAAUAUAGUUGUUGCAACCAAUUGUUAUAUAGUUACUGUGAUCUUAAUCAAUGAAGCAGUUUGGUUUACAUUGAACAUCCCUGAACUUGUCCCAGUGUAGAGGUAACAAACUUGCAUGGAUUGGUAAAGUCUCAUAGGUGUUAGUCACUCUGAAUUUAGGGGAAGAGAAAAAUUCCUGUAGGAAGAAUGCCCGGAUCAUCAAAACAACUUGAUGCUAAAAAGAAAAAGCAAGAAAAGGCAAAAAAGAAGGUAAAAUGCAUGCAGUAGUGAGAUAGAGAACCAGGGGCGUAGGAAGCGGGGGGGGGCACGGGGGCACGUGCCCCCCCCCAAUUUUUUUAAAGGACUAAAAGUGCCCUUUUUUGUGAUAAAAAGUGCCCUUUUUGUGUUGAAAAGUGCCCUUUUUUGUGAGGAAAAGUGCCCCUUUUGUAGAAGCUAAUGUCGCUGUAAAUACUAAAUUAAAACAAUAGGUUCCGUUUUUGUGUGGAAAUUUACAAAUUUUUUUUAAAAAUUAGGUCACAAACAUAAAUUUCGGUAUGAUACGACGGAAAAUUUUCCUCAGGAGAAAUUCCCGAUAUCAUAUCAGAUAUACAAACACAGUAAUGAUUUCUUUUGUGUUUUCUUCAUGAAUCAUUAAUGAAUUUCACAAUUUUAUAUGCAGUAUGUACUAUUUCUGUACACUAUUCUGUGUGUUUGAAGAGUAAAUAUAUAUAUGAUUGCAGUAUGAAAAUACGAGAAAUUAGUGAAGAUUGGUGGCAUUGCUUUCGAGAACGAGUUCUUGAAAUCCAAAAGAUUAAGUUUCCUGUUGAGUGUUGGUUACAAGGCUUUCAAAAACUCAAUAAUUCAUGAGGAAAACACAAAGAAAAAUCAUAAGAGUGUCGUAUCUUUGUAUGUGAUAGAGAUUUCCCUUGAUUUACAUAAACUUUACUUAACCUUGAUUUUCUCGACUUGCACAACGUAUUUUUUUAAAAUUACUUCGCCAAUGCCAAUUACUUCGCCGUUUUUGAAAUAAUUUAAAACAUUCGCAGUGCAUGUUUUAUCAGACCUUUAUAUCUGAUAAAACAAAGACUGCUGCUCAUGUAUGAACUAGUACAUAAAGGCACUUGCUUUAUCUCAUUUAUGUAUAAUAAUAUAAUAUAACAUAACAUAUAACGUAUAACAUAUAACAUAUAAUAUAUAAUAUAUAAUAUAUAAUAUAUAAUAUAUAAUAUAUAAUAUAUAAUAUAUAUAUAAUAUAUAAUAUAAUAUAAUAUAAUAUAAUAUAAUAUUAAGCGUCAUCUCUUUAGGAAGAGGAGAACCCAGAUGAAAAAUCCAGCGCAUGGAAAGCAUAUAUGGAAGAAGUGAAGAAAUAUAAAGAAAUGUCUUGUACAGACGACUCGGAGCAGAAUCGACCUUUAGUAAAGUAGUUUUUAAAUAAUUUGUAAUUUUAUCAUUAUCAGCGUAUUUUUAUCGUGAUAGUGUAUUUAGUGUAUCAUAGAGAAUUCCAAAUAUCUAUAUUGUAGUAUUGUAUCUUGUCUAACAUGCUAUUUAUGUUUGAAAACAUUCCAUCUGCAUGUCAAUUGGAUGUGUUAGAAACUGAUAGAGGGGCGAGUGCCGAGAAUCCUAACGGCUGGAAACCGAGCCUAAAAGCUCCCAUUUUCGAUUCAAACGAUACUCAGAAAUUGACGUGGCGUUUAUGAACAUGAAACCAAAUGGGUCUUGGGUUCUCACUUCGACCCGGGAGGGAGAUGUGUUUAUUAAAUAUAUUUAUUUUAAAGAUUACACACAGUUCAUGUGACAUAGAUAAUACAAAGACUAUAGAUAUGUUUUGAGUUAAAAUUGAUAAAUCAUUGCAAUGUUUGAAUAUUUAUUAUUAUAAGUAAGUUUAAAAAGACGUUUCUUGCAUGUUGAUUCCAAAAAAUGACUCAGUCGUACAAUUAUGACUAACAUUAAUGUUAACUGUAACUGUAGUACAGUACCAGUGUAAAUUGUAGCAAUGUUAGAUUGUCACAUCACUGUUACGUUAGUGUUAUUCUGUAAACAUAAUUUAAUUCUGCAUAUAAUUAAAUACGCAUCAUGCAAGUUUUUUACAAAACAAACUACAUACAUGUUAGUAUAACUGAAUGACUGACGACAUUAAAAAAAAAUAUACGAACAUUGU